UAUUAGUUAUGUUUGUGGUUAAUCACAAUGUUUUUAUAGUUUUUGUUUGAUAAAUAAAUGUGAAAGUCCUGUUUAAAUUUGCAUUCUAUAUUUGUAUAAUCUCAUCCAUUUUGACACACAUAUUAUUUCAGACAAUUGUAUAAUUUUACACAAAAAAAACAUAGACAAAGAUUUAAAGUAAAAAGUGAAAAAAAAAACAAAACUGAUUUAUCUCUACCAAGAAAAACACACUCAAUGCAUUCCAUUCUUAAGUUAUAAGAUAAAAUAUUCAUCAUGCCGCGUAUCGAAUAUAAUGAAUGUUUACGUGAUUCCCCAACUUUUCGGAAAUAUUUAGAGGACGAAGAAGCAUCUAUCGAACAUUUGGAACAAAAGUUAGACCGAACUUUAAAACUAUGUGCCCUUAUGAUUGAUAGCGGGAAAGACUAUGUCAAGAAUCAAAGUGUAUUUGCGACAUCAUUAUGGGAAUUACAUUCACAUUUUAAGGAAAAUAAAGUCGCACAAAAUGCACUCAAUAAAAUAAUAACGUGUUUCCAGGAAAUGAAUAAAUUCCAAACGAUUUUAUUGGAUCAAGCCAGCUGUAUAAUUCUAAAAAAUUUGACAUCAUUCGUCAAAAGCGACGUUAAAAAUGUAAAAGAGACUCGGGCCCAUUUUUGUAAAGUAUCCGAAACGUAUGACGCGGCAUUAGUUCGAAAUGCACAAGCAAAUAAAAAUCGUUCGAUAGAGGUGUCAGACGCCGUAAAUACCUUGAGUGCUUCUUCGUCAUGCUUUAAGCAUAUAGCGUUAGAUUACGUUUAUUCUCUGACUUCCAUUCAGUCGAAAAAAAUGCAUGAAAUUUUAUCAACGCUGCUAAGCUACUAUCAAGCAUGUAACACAUUCUACCACCAGGGCUACGAUUUAUGUAAGGAUUUUGAAGACUAUUUUAAAGGUUUUAGUAAUGAGAUUUCAACAAUGCAAUUUGAAUCAGGUCAACUGGAAAAAACCAUGCAAAAUCGUCACUUGAGUGUUUCGCAGUUUUCUGAAACUCCAGCUAACACACCAGCUAUUAACAAGUUUGAAGGUUAUCUUUUUAAACGGACUUCGAAAGGAUUCAAAACAUGGAAUCGACGAUGGUUUUAUAUGCGUGACAAUCAACUACUUUAUGUCAAGCGAGACAAAGAGGAAGUGCCAACGGUAAUGGAAGAGGAUCUUCGAUUGUGUACAGUUAGGCCAAUAAAUGACUCUGAUCGACGAUUUUGUUUUGAAGUGAUUUCUCCAAACAAAAGUCACACAUUACAAGCGGACUCAAAUGAAGUAUUAAAUGCUUGGAUAAGUGCGUUACAUAAACGUAUUGAUGCCGCCAUAGCGAAGAAUGAGGAUGGAGAUCCUAGUCUAAAUCCAAUAAAUGCCUCUUUGCCACCACCAGGUGCAAAACGAAUUCAAAAAAUAAAUUGCGAAGAAUUCUAUAAAAUUCCGGGAAACGAAAAUUGUUGUGAUUGUGGUUCCAUCAACCCCCGAUGGGCUUCAAUAAAUCUUGGUAUUACGCUCUGUAUUUUGUGUUCCGGAGUUCAUCGCAGUUUGGGAGUUCAUUACAGUAAAGUACGUUCAUUAACUUUGGACGGUUGGGAGCCGGAAAUUGUUAAAGUUAUGAAGGAACUGGGGAAUGAUGUCAUAAAUGACAUAUAUGAAGCGAAUUAUACGGAACAUCAGGAUGUGUCGGAUAGUGAAUCUCAAACAAUGCAAAUACGACGAGCAACAAGCGAUUGUGAUAAUUCCAAGCGCGAAGCUUGGAUUAAAGCCAAGUAUAUUGACAAAGCAUUCGUGAUAUCAAAUGUGAAUUGUGUUUCGGAUCAAAAAAAAUCAAACGUACUACAGUAUAUUGUGUUCAGAGAUGAUGGAUGGUUUGUACGUCAUAUACGACGUAAACGAAUUAAACUAAGGGUAGAGAAAGCGGAAAAGUACUCAACAACGACGGAUGACACAUCAGGCAGUGAAAUAUCAAUUGAUUCAAAUCGGGCUAUUGACGAAUUUUCAGACGAUAAUUCAUCAGACGAUGAUGAUGAUUGGCUACAUAAACCAAUUGAGGAAACAUUAGAAAACUUUAAUAGCGACACACUGUUAUAUAGAUCGACAAUUGUGCACAAUUUGCCUGUUAUGUGUUAUGCUCUUGCAAGUGGUGCUUCUAAGAGUUGGUCAAAUCUAAACGACUCCAAACGUGCGCCACUUCAUCAAGCCAUUUUAUCGAAUUCAGUCACUGCAUGUGAGUUUCUAAUCUUGAAUGGAUUUGAAAUAAAUGCAGUUGAUGAUCAAGGAUAUACACCACUUCAUUUAGCAACACAAAGAGGAUUCACUGCACAAGCCUAUCUACUUUUAAAACACCAAGCUAAACAUGAUGUGACUUCCAAUGAUGGGAAGAAACCUAUUGACAUUGCUGUUGACAAGGCCAAUGCCGACAUAGUAACAUUGUUGAGACUGACGCGAUUAAAUGAAGAAAUACGAAUGGAGGAACAUGGAAGCGGAGAAGGCGACACAUACAACGAUGUUAUGAAUGACUUUUCUCGAUUUGCUGUUGAUCAACCGCAAAAGUUACAAAGAUCCGAAUAAAGCGAUGGGCAUAUCAAUGAUAAUCUCGAACCAGUGACAAUGUCAAUUUAUACAAUUCCAAUGUUUUUGUUAAAUCAUAUAAAGAUCUAGCUCAGUAUUACUAUAAUCACUUUUUUCAAAAAUUAGUUAUCCAAAAUCAAAUUCAUACAUUUUUACGAAUCAAAUAAACACCAUGAAAUCAUAUA
Molecule: messenger RNA, 2765 nt
Organism: Contarinia nasturtii (swede midge)
Lineage: Eukaryota; Metazoa; Arthropoda; Insecta; Diptera; Cecidomyiidae
Gene: CenB1A
Product: arf-GAP with coiled-coil, ANK repeat and PH domain-containing protein 2
Exons: 12
Coding region: 274-2580 (768 amino acids)
Cellular component (GO): cytoplasm
Molecular function (GO): protein binding; GTPase activator activity
Source: RefSeq, a predicted model, not a curated record